CCCCCUUCAAGAUGGCGGCGCCCACGGAGCGGCUCGCCUCUGUGUGUGCGGAGCUGGAGACAUGGCUGCAGGAGGGCUGGGACCGGGGGGAUCCGGGGCUGGAGCUGCUCCAGCGACUCACCGACAUGUUCAGGGACCCGGCGUGCCGAGAACUCGCAGAAGACGGUGUAUUCAAAGUGAUUUUGGCGACGCUGUCGAGAGCUUCGCACCGGAUCGACACGGCAGAGGUCGGGGCCGACGCGCUGGAGAACUCGUUUCUCCUGGUGGCCGAAUGUUUCCGAUGCUUGAGAAAUUCUUGCGUCCGGUGCUCUCAGAAUCAGGACGCGAUCAGAAAUGUGGGCUUAAUCGAAGAAUCCGUUGGCCUCAUCAAGAGCUUCAGCUCGUACGACGAUAUACAAGAACCUGGGCUCGUUGCUCUCCGCUGCGGCCUUCAGUUCCUUGGCAAUGCUGCCGCAGGAAACCCGGAUUCCCAGAAUAGCAUUUGGAAGCGUGCGUUCCCAGAACUCUUCUUAAAUUGCCUGAGGAGCGCAGAUGACAAGGUUUGCGGGUUCAGUUCUAUGAUCCUUUAUACCUGCAUGAGUGACGACAAAAUGGGGGAUUUACUGGAAAAUGCGGACGUCGCACUUGGCGUUUUUACGGCCUACGGAAGGCAGCAGGAUGCUGAUUGGCUACACCUGAUCGUAACUGACCGUUUCCUCAAGAGUCCCGACCUGGUGAAGACCCUGUACCCCAAGCAGACGGAUCCGGAAAGGAUAACCUUGCUAGAGAUCAUUUUGGACAAAGUAACAGAGAAAGAGCCAACUUGCGCAGAAGAAUCCACCAGCCUGCGGACGAUUGGCGAGUUUCUGUCGGAACGUUUCCAAAACCAGUGCCGUGCCGUCCUAAAACUAAUCGCGCCGGGGGAUAGCGACGAGCAGGAGGCGUUAGUUGUGGUCCGGCUGCUCGACGUCCUCUGUGAAAUGACCUCAAACAACGAGUAUCUGGCUGGUCUGCAGAGCUGCACCUCUUUGUUAGAAACAGUAAUAGAUGUUUUACGCCUGACGCAUCUAGCCGGGAAGCAAACGAAGAACAUCUUCACGUCCGCGCACACCAGCACCUUAGGCACGGACUUGACUCACGCGGUGGUCGGAUUCAAAGCUCAUCUCAUCCGCAUGAUCGCAAACCUUUGUUACAGGCACACGGAGAACCAAGACAAGGUCCACCGGCUGGAUGGGAUCCCCCUCAUUCUAGACAACUGCAGCAUCGACGAUAACAACCCCUUUCUGAACCAGUGGGCCGUCUACGCCAUCCGGAACCUGACCGAGAACAACGAGAAGAACCAGGACCUUAUUGCUUCCAUGGAACGCCAAGGGCUCGCCGAUACCUCGCUGCUGAAGAGCAUGGGCUUCGACGUGCAAGAGCGCGACGGGAAGCUUGUUUUAAAAUCCACCAAGAAAUCCUAGCGAGAAGUCGCGCACGCGGUUUGCGGGGGCCGUGUGUGGGGACGACCUCUGAGAUCGUGUCUACGGACUCCACGAUAUCGACCAAAAAGCACUUCAGGACACCGCUAAAAAAUAAUAAAAAAACAAUAAAUAAUUAUUGUAUUCUUAUUAAAUCUGCCAAUAAUAGCUCAUUGAACUUGUAUCUGUUAAAAAAAGGAUCAAUAAAAAGAAUUUUGGGGUAAAAAUCA
Molecule: messenger RNA, 1669 nt
Organism: Spea bombifrons (plains spadefoot toad)
Lineage: Eukaryota; Metazoa; Chordata; Amphibia; Anura; Pelobatidae
Gene: ATXN10
Product: ataxin 10
Exons: 11
Coding region: 12-1442 (476 amino acids)
Biological process (GO): neuron projection development
Cellular component (GO): cytosol
Source: RefSeq, a predicted model, not a curated record